AAAUUUAAUUUUCAAAUGAGUUUUAUAUUGAAUUCACUGCAACGCUGGCCAUCACUGGCCACCACUCGUCACUGGUUUCCGAGGUUGAUGACCGCCCGGCAAAUGUGUGGCAAAAAUAUGGCCAAUGACGCCGGUGAAGACAAGGUCACCAAUUUUGCCGACAACGACGACGAAGAAGUGGUCAAAAACGAGCGCAUCUUUGCCGAAGUAAACGCCAAACAGUAUGAAUGUUUGGCCACCGAUUCGGAUCAGUUGCGGACAAUCAGCGGAAUACUGUCCACAUAUGAAUAUUUGAAGUAUUCGACGAGCGAAGUACCGACACAGUUGACCACUGACCACAUGAGGCAUUUGCUUCAAUUGAAAUCACGUAAUCAGAGAAACAAGUAUUUGAAUUACUUGUAUAAGAAGGAGAUCCGAGAAAUGGUCAGCAAUAGGAUGAGGUCACGAGAAAAGAUUGAUAAGAAGAAACAAUUGACCGAUCGGUGGCACGAUAUGGGCGCCAAUCGGACCGGCAUUUUUGAUGACAAUGGAAACAUUGUUUACGGUUUAUGGCAUAACACACUAUUCACUCGUAUAUCACCUCAAAAUACUCGCCACCAAACACAGCAUCGGCUACGAAAUGCAUCGCUGUUUGGCCAAAACAUUGUCUUUGAUAUGACAGCUGAUCCACAGAUAACUGUCAGCAAUUGUCUGACCAAAUUGAGACAACUGGUCAACAGUUAUCAAGUAAAUCGCUAUCAUUUUAACGAACCAUUUAAUCUGCACUUCUGUAAUGUCGACCAAAAUAGUGAUAUUUGGCGAACAAUUCAACAGAAGAGCUCUGAAUUUACCAAAUUUCCGUACUUUUUGUCUGCAUUUACCUCAAAGUCAUAUUUAGAUCUAUUUAAUCCGCGAGAUGUGAUAUAUUUAUCGCUUAGAGCCGACCAACAGUUGUUGGACUAUGAAUCGGACAAAAUCUAUGUUAUCGGGUUUGGCGACGACUUUUCCAGUAAAGACAAGUUGAGGUAUAAGUUACGAUCAGAGAAGAUCCAAUUCAGACGUUUGCCAUUAGAUAAGUUUGUUCAGUGGAGUGGACCCACUAAGGACUUGAAGUCAGCGAUUGUUUUGAACAUUUUAAAUGACAUCAGAGAUGGCCAACAAUGGCGUGAAGCCUUUGAACGCAAUCUACCAAAAGGUUUCAUCAAAUCUCAAGAUGUGAUCGAAAAAGAAAAUUUAUAUAUUAUGGAGAAAAUUAAGAAAAGGUUAAAAAUUUCAAAUAAUUUGAGACUAGAGUUAUGA
Messenger RNA from Oppia nitens, 1278 nucleotides. RefSeq names its product mitochondrial ribonuclease P protein 1 homolog. Gene Ontology annotation, molecular function: tRNA binding. Gene Ontology annotation, biological process: positive regulation of mitochondrial translation; mitochondrial tRNA 5'-end processing. The record is from RefSeq and is a predicted model, not a curated record. The transcript has 2 exons. The coding region runs from base 16 to 1278 and encodes 420 amino acids. Lineage: Eukaryota; Metazoa; Arthropoda; Arachnida; Sarcoptiformes; Oppiidae. Gene Ontology annotation, cellular component: nucleus; mitochondrion; nucleoplasm.